Molecule: messenger RNA, 1588 nt
Organism: Clarias gariepinus (North African catfish)
Lineage: Eukaryota; Metazoa; Chordata; Actinopteri; Siluriformes; Clariidae
Product: organic solute transporter subunit alpha-like
Exons: 8
Coding region: 322-1314 (330 amino acids)
Biological process (GO): transport
Molecular function (GO): transporter activity
Source: RefSeq, a predicted model, not a curated record
AGUGAUGAUCUUCGGUAGUGGCGAUUUUCAGAUUUUUUGAUUACAUUUAGAUGAGCCCUUGUCACUCCCCAUCUAACGUAGCUUGGCACUGGGGUUUUACUGGGACACACAGAGGUACUGGAAACGUCAUGAGGAGGAGCUUCUUGAGAUUUUAUUUGGUCAGAUAACACAGGAGUUUGUGCAUCAUACACACCGUGUUUAUUCUUUAGUUAAAGACGAUUUCAGCUUGAACACCUUGCUUGGGUUUUGGGAUUCUGGGAAAACCAUUACUGGGAGCUGAUUUUUUUUUUUCUGAGCAUUGUAUGAAUUUCAUUGUCUAUAAUGGAUGAUCUGAAUGGAACUAUUGAUCCCGCAUGUCUAGCCGAUCCACCUCUGGCUAUGGAUGUUUUUCACCAGCUGGAUUUGUUUGGGAUUGCUCUAUACAGCAUCCUGACAUGCUUGGCUAGUGUAUCACUGUUGCUGUAUUUGGAGCAGUGUGUGUAUGUCUACAAAAAUGUAUCCCAUCCAAAGAACACCACCAUCAUAUGGGUCAGCGGUGCUGCACCAGUCAUUGCUACUAUGUCAUGUCUUGGAAUGUGGAUCCCAAAAAGCACUAUGAUCACAGACAUGACUUCUAACUCAUAUUUUGCAGUUGUGAUCUACAAGUGUCUGAUCCUAAUGCUGGAGGAGUGUGGCGGUGACGAGGCCUUUCUGAAGUACUCGGCCAAUAAGACGUUCAAGAUCAGCACGGGGCCGUGUUGCUGUUGCUGCCUCUGCCUCCCCCGAGUUCCCAUCACACGACGCAUGCUGUUUCUGCUAAAGCUGGGAUCGCUGCAGUAUGCCAUUAUGAAGACAGUUCUUUCUGUUUUCUCAGUUGUUUUGUGGACCAAUGGAAUCUUUAAUCCCUCUGAUCUGGAGAUAACAGGAGCUGUUAUCUGGAUUAACCCAUUCAUAGGAGUUCUGACCCUUACUUCCUUGUGGCCAGUAGGCAUCAUGUUCAUGUACAUAAAAAACUCACUAAGCACCGUCAAGUUCAUCCCCAAGUAUGCCAUGUAUCAGUUGGUCUUAAUCCUGAGUCAGUUGCAGUCAGCGAUUAUUAAUAUCCUGUCCCUUAAUGGAACAAUCGCCUGUUCGCCACCCUUCUCGUCUGCAGCCCGAGGAUCUAUGAUUAGUCAGCAGCUAAUGAUCGUGGAGAUGUUCGUCAUCACUGUCUUCACAUGGACGCUGUACAGACGUUCGUAUGACCCUGUCAAGCUGGAGUCCUGUGAGAGUGAAAAUAACAUCAAUGUUAAACUCAGCUUAAAACACAACUUGGAUGAGGAGCAUGUUGUCUGACGUGGAAAAAUAUAUUUAUAAUUCAGUGCCUUAUAUAGUAGUGUUUUUGAAUUUUGCUAUUUUAGAUAUCACUUGAUGUUUGGUAUAUAUAGUAUAUAUAUUUUUUAAAAACAGAGCAUGGAGAAGACCCCUGCUACUCACAUCACCUCCUUUUUUAGAACGAUUUUUAAAUAUUUUUUCCCCCUAGAUUUUCCCAUCUUGCUUCUGAGACAACUCCAUUAGAUCAAAGUUUUUUCAUUAAAUAUAUUUUAGAUUCAACAAAUUAUGCAACUAC